Molecule: messenger RNA, 891 nt
Organism: Camelina sativa (false flax)
Lineage: Eukaryota; Viridiplantae; Streptophyta; Magnoliopsida; Brassicales; Brassicaceae
Source: RefSeq, a predicted model, not a curated record
AUGGUGAUUUGUUUUCUGAGAUUUGCUAAAAUCAAAAUCUACAAUGAUGUAAGGACGAUAGCAAAUGCUUUCAAUGCGUCACAACUCACAAUAAAUCCAGAGUAUGGUCAGAUUGUCGAGUUCAAGAAUAAGUUGCCAAAUGAUGGUCUUGCUCUCACUUUACUUGAGAGCAAACCAAAACGUGAGCUACAGUUAGCAAAUAAUGGAGAAUUCUACCAUCAACAUGUGAAUGGGACCAUCCAAAAUAUCUUGAACUUAAUUGAGGUUGGUAAGGUUAAGCUGAUAUAUACUAUUUACGCCAUAGACUGUGACUGGGCGUGGUACUACAUUGCAUGUAAAAAGUGUAAUAAGAAGGUUUCCAAGGUGAAGUCUACUACUAAUGAAAAUGCAUCUGUUACAAAGAAACAAAAGUGGCAGUGUGAUACUUGCAAUGCGCAAGUGACUAAUGUCUUAUCAAGGUUCAAAACACAUGUCAAGGUGAUGGAUCAAACAGGACAGAUGAAAUUAAUGCUUUUCGAUAGCCCGGCUGCUGAGAUUGUUGGUUGUACCGCUAACAGUCUAAUUGAAGGACCCUUUGAUGAGAUGGAAGAUCCAGAAAAUUUGCCAGCAACUAUCAGGAAUUUGGUUGGGAAAACUUACCAGUUUCUGAUAAGCAUUGAAAACGACAACUUGUGGAAUGAGUUGGAUACCUACAAGGUUUCAAAAGUUCUUUCCAAGGAUGGUACUAACGAUGAUGAUGUGACUGAGAUGUCUCAUGGUGGAGAUAAUCCAACUGAUGAUAGCACCGAUGAUCAGGAGAAUCUCAUAAAGGGUGAGAUUAUGGCACAGGCAAAGAUGGCUACUGCAGGGAGGGUAAAAGGAGGCAAUGGGGCUACUUACAAGAAGAAAUGA